Molecule: messenger RNA, 7000 nt
Organism: Chiloscyllium plagiosum (whitespotted bambooshark)
Lineage: Eukaryota; Metazoa; Chordata; Chondrichthyes; Orectolobiformes; Hemiscylliidae
Source: RefSeq, a predicted model, not a curated record
AUACAACAAUGUUUUUGGCUGGACAAAAUAUAGGAAAGAAAAUGGUCACACAUUCAAUGACUUUAUUCUGCGCUAGACAACCAGUGGGAUGCACAAAGCUCCACUUCAAGGGUACUGCCUCCAUCAAAGAUCAAGGCUUUGAAUGCUUUUCAAUCACUGCCCCACUCCCAACCUUUGCUGCCUAAUAUUCCACCCAAUUUAUACCUUCAGUGUUCAGAUCUACACAUCUAAGUAUCCUUUGCUGUAGUCUCUAGACAAGCAUCCUUUCAACUAUAAAAGAUACUAAAGCAAGCAAUCCAUUUCAAACGAGGUGUCUUCAAGAGACACACCCAGCUCCCAUUCAUUAUCCCUAUUGCUGUCUUAUUCCAAGUGAAGUGUUGAGCUAUUCAGUGAAUAGAUCUAAAAUGAAACCGCAAAGGAAUUAUGAAGGCGACAUGUGGACAGGAUAGCAUGGGGAGACUGCAUUAACAGAUGUAUAGCAGUAUUAACCAACUUGUUGUUUCAAUGCAGUGGUAUGAAAUGCUGUGACUUUAACAUCAGUCAUUGCACCAGGAAGUCACAGCUGAAAUUGAAUUUUGUGGGUUGGUGUGCACCGCCAUAAUGACCAAUGGCCUAUUCGGUAGUCACCAACAUUGAAAACAACAACUCACAGUCACACAUUUAGAAGCUUCAUGAAAGACAUUUGGGUCAGUCUCUUAAAUGUUAGCCUUUUCAACCAUUACCUAAAGGUAUGUGUCUUGAAGACACCUUAUUUGAAAUGGAUUGUUUGCUUCAGUAUCUUUUAUAGUUGAAAGGAUACUUAGUUGUGUAGAUCUGAAUAGUGAGGGUAUAAAUUACAAACCGAUUUUAAGAGAUAAAUUAUUUUUGAGUGGUAUUUCAAUAGGGUUCUAAGGAGACUUGAGACAACUGCUUUUUGUCAACUUACUGGUACAUAAUCUUAAAAAUAUAUUAAUUCACAGGAUGUGGGUGUAAUUGACUAGGUCAGCAGUUGUCCAUCUCCAAUUGCCCUGGUUGUGGCGAACUGCCUUCUGGAACCGCUGCAGUAUUUGGGAUCCAGAGAAAUCCAAAGUACUGUUGAGCCUUCCAAGAACUGUCUGUCCCAGGGUGCUCUGCCGGGUUGCGCAUGUUUUGUCGCUUUGUGGUGUUUGCUGAAACUGUCGAUGUGUGUAGGAGGCUGGGGGUGUUGAACCGUCCGGUUGGAGUGCACCCAGAAAGCGGAUUAGUGGCAAUUGCUGUGAGGAGGGGCAGGAGGAGUUACUGCUGCGGCUGCGGGAGGUGGCGGUCAGGCAGGUGAAGGGAGCGCGCGAGCAGCCGAACCCCCAAACACCUGGACAGCGCGAGGGCUGAUUGUCCCCGGGAGACAAGUGUGUUUGUGGACAUGGUGUAGUGGGCCCUUCUGCUCACUGGUGAGAUGCAACAAAGAUUUUGGGAAGAGAUGAAUGCAGAUCCAAUUCUUGAAGAGACCUUAAUUAAAAGAUCACAACAGAAGAAACGGACUUCUCCACUCAACUACAAAGAAAGAUUGUUUGUUUUAACCAAAUCAAGAUUAACAUACUAUGAUGGUCGUCCUGAGAAAAAGUACAAAAAGGGCUCCAUUGACAUACAAAGGAUCAAGUGUGCAGAAAUAGUGAAACAUGACAGUGGUCCCAUUCCUUGCCAGAACAAGUAUCCUUUUCAGAUUAUAUACGAUGGUAAUACCUUGUAUGUUUUCUCUCCAACCGCUGAGAGCAGAAGCAUGUGGGUGAAAAAACUAAAAGAAGAAAUAAGAAAUAAUGACUUAAUAAUACCAAAAUAUCAUCCAAAAUUCUGGGCAGAAGGAGUAUGGCAAUGCUGUAGACAAGCAGACAAACUUGCUCCAGGCUGUGAAGAAUAUAACCUCUUUGGAGAUAUUACUCGAAAGCCACUUCCUCCAACACCAGAUGAUAUGCUAUCUAACAAUCCACGAAGAUAUGUUUAUAAGCCUCAAUCACCCCUACCACGACCUGAAGAUGAAGAUUAUGAUGAUGAGGAAGAGGAGGAGGAGGAGGAGGAGAUGGUUUUAGCAAUGUAUGAUUUUGAAGCAUUAGAGGCCCAUGAUCUAAGCUUAGUAAAGGGUGAAGAAUAUGUCCUGAUACAAAAAUGUGACGUGCAUUGGUGGAAAGCAAGAGAUAAGAAUGGACAUGAGGGCUACAUACCAAGCAAUUAUGUAACAGAGAAGAAAUCCAACAAUUUAGAAAAAUAUGAGUGGUAUUGCAAAAAUGCAAAUAGAAGUAAAGCGGAACAGUUAUUGAGGUCUGAGGAUAAAGAAGGAGGUUUUGUUGUGAGAGAUUCCAGCCAACCUGGGAUGUAUACAGUAUCUCUUUAUACCAAAUUUGGAGGAGAUGGCAGUGGAUCAACUCGACAUUACCAUAUAAAGCUAACCCAGGGACCUGUCAGACAGUACUACUUGGCAGAAAAGCAUUUAUUUAACAAUAUUCCUGAAUUGAUUGAGUACCAUCAGCAUAAUGCAGCAGGUCUUGUCACACGGUUACGAUAUCCAGUGGGCCGUAAAGGACGAUCUGCACCUACAACUGCUGGCUUCAGCUAUGAUAAAUGGGAAAUAAAUCCGUCUGAGCUAACUUUUAUGAAAGAGCUGGGAAGUGGACAGUUUGGAGUGGUACGUUUAGGAAAGUGGCGGGCUCAACACAAAGUAGCAAUUAAAGCAAUUCGUGAAGGUGCAAUGUAUGAAGAGGAUUUCAUAGAAGAAGCUAAAAUCAUGAUGAAAUUAUCUCAUCCAAAAUUAGUGCAAUUGUAUGGAGUUUGCACACAGCAGAAACCAAUAUAUAUAGUGACUGAAUUUUUGGAACUUGGUUGUCUGCUGAACUAUCUUCGACAAAGAAGAGGGCAGUUAAACAAUGAAAUGUUAUUGAGCAUGUGCCAGGACGUAUGUGAUGGCAUGUCAUAUUUGGAAGCAAGUGGAUUCAUACACAGAGAUCUGGCUGCCAGAAACUGCUUGGUGAGUGACUCACAUGUGGUGAAAGUGUCUGAUUUUGGAAUGACCAGAUAUGUCUUGGAUGAUCAGUACACUAGUUCUUCAGGUGCCAAGUUUCCUGUGAAAUGGUCACCUCCUGAGGUGCUACAUUACUCUAAGUUCAGCAGUAAAUCUGAUGUGUGGUCAUUUGGGGUUUUGAUGUGGGAAGUUUAUAAUGAGGGCAAGAUGCCAUUUGAAACCAAAACAAAUGCUGAAGUUGUUGAGUUCAUUUCAUCUGGUUGUCGACUGUAUCGACCAAAACAAGCAUCGAAGGCAGUGUAUGAGAUCAUGAAUCAAUGUUGGCAUGAGAAAGCAGAGAGACGACCAGGUUUUUCACACCUUUUGAUGAUGAUUAAUCAAAUAAUGGAAUGUGACUGUUAAAGAGGCUAAUCUGGUUGGUUGUGGACGGCUGGAAUUAAAGCAUGAUGCUGGAAACCUUGUUGCAUUUUAUGAUGGAUUUUCUUUACACUGGUUGUGCAGGAUUUGAAACAUGAAGCAAAGGUUUUGCUGUAACUGAGUAAAAGUUUCUUAAUAUGCACUUGAGGAAGAUUACCUGUUGAUGCAGGUGCUCAUUGACCUCACAGUAUUUUAAACAUUAACAUACAUUUAUUGAGAAGGGUGUUCAUUUUGCUAUGACAUUAUCUCAUGAUUCUGUCAUUCUGCAAGUCAGUGACAAUUGUAUUGAAACUGAUGCUAAAUCGUCAGCAUCAUUUGAUGAGUGGUCUUUUUUGCUUUGCAAAUUCUGUAGGUUAAGUGCAAUUUUAAUCUGUUGUCCAAUCCUGUCUAUUACAAAUUCAAGGAUACAGCAAAAGUUAUUAAUCUUCAUUGCCUCUGCCAGAACUGGAUUUUCUCAAAUUCCAAUUAUAAUAUUGUACUAUAACACUAUGGCACACAAUCCCUGUUAAUUAUUGAACUAUUAUUUGUAUUACUAAGUUACAUAUUUAAUAGCUUUUAGUUAACUAGAGCAGCAGCGCCACAAGUCAAAUUAAGAUGUAUACAUGUAUUAACCUACCCCAGUGGUCCAACAUCUUGCAACAACAUAAAAAUAAAAUACUAGCAAUAGAUAAAAGGUUUCAGAUCUAGUUCUGAUGUCAGAUCCAUUCUGCCUCUGAAAUAAUGCUUUAUCCUCUUUUAUUUUUUCUUAUGGUGUAGAAGAUGUUGAGGAGAAAGUGAGGACUGUAGACCCUGGAGAGUCAGAGUUGAAAAAGCGCGGGGCUGGAGAAAGACAGCAGGUCAGGCAGCAAGCGAGGAGCAAGAGUGUCGACAUUUUGGGCAUAAGUUCUUCUUCGGGUCCUGAAGAAGGGUUAUGCCUGACAUGUCGACUCCCUUCGUAAAAGAUGUUUCCCAACAAAAUACGUUGCUUUUGUUAAAAUGGAGAUGAUCUGAUGUGGAAGUAAAGCAUUGACCCAAAUUUAAAACCUCAAUUUUUGAUCAGAAUUUUGCAGUACCUUUUCUUUGGGCUAAUGGACGAUAACUGUAGAUUUGCAUGUUGACAGCAGAGAACAAUAUGUACCUGUAGCUAGGUUUUUAUGAAGGUUACUGAUUACUUGAGAAAACUUCAGUUGUUGGCUUUAUCUGAUUCAAAACUAGGAGUGUAGUCUUUGUUCAGAAGCUUGAGCACAAUUCUUUUACAAAACUUGUGUAAGUGUAUUAAUGAGGAUGCAAAACUAGUUAUGACCUGGAAACAUUGGGUUGCUGAACUGAAUAUGUCAGUUAAAAUUUCCAGCAGGAACAAGACGCUUGUAGUUUCUGGGAUGGAUUCAACAUAGGCCUAUUGAGAAUGUUGCUAUCAGAAGCCCUGUAGAAAUAUAGGGCCAUCAGUCAAACUCAACAUACCAGCAAAAGAGCUGCUAAAUAAAAAUAUUCAAGCAUUACAAUUGUCAGAAACAGAAGCAAAGUAGAUAGAUUUGUUGCAACAUAUUUGUUGCAUAUCUGACAAAUCGUUAGUAAUGAUUAGUAACAUCUUUGUCACGCAAUUGGAAAUAAAUGACUAUCUUUAACAAGACAGAAUGCAAUCCUCAACCUUUAAUUUUUGAAGGUGUUGCCUUUGCCUUCAUUAACUUCAACCCUAUUGACUAGAAACUGAACAACAACAGCCAUAAAAAUACUGUGGCUACAAGUACUGGGUAUUAUGUGUCAGAGGCUGGCCAUUAUGUGGCAGGUAACUCACAUCCUAUCUCAUCAAUGCCUGUCCAGAAUCUACAAGGCAAAAGUCAAAAAUUGAUGGAAUACUCUCCACUUGCCUGGAUGUGUGCAGCUCCAACAGCACUCAACAAGCUUGACGCCAUCCAAGACGAUUGGCCCACUUGAUCAGCACCCUAUCCAUCAUCUUUUGCAUUUAUUCCCUUCACCACUGCCACAGUCACAGCAGUGUACCUUUUACGAGAUGAGUUGCAGUGACUUAUUAUGCUUGUCCAACAGCACCUUCCAAACCAGUGAACUCUACCAACUAGAAGAACAAAGGUGGUAGAUAAAAGGGAACACCACCACUUGCAAAUUUUACUCCAAACCAGACAGCGUCCUUCACUAUCACUAGGUAAAAAUCUUGGAACUCUCUCCCUAACAGCAAUGUGGAUUUACCUAUUGGUUUUCUAUCAAAUGCUGGCUUAACCUGCCACAUUCAUAUACCAUGAACAAGCAACAAAAGCAUAAUUAAGUUUAAAACUUAAGCACAGUAUGUUGUGAUGUGCUUUGUGUUAUUAUUAAUCAAGUGUGUAAACACCUCUGUAAGCCUAUUUCAUCACAAAUUUUAAUAAUUUGGUGGAGAAUGUUCAUAGUGAUCUGGCUGUGAAAAGUUAGAGUCCUUGUAAAUGGAGAAGAAUAACUGCAAUUCAUGGUUUUCCAGACUUGAUGUACUGAGAACAAUCGAAACAGGAGCAAGCUAGUUUACUUUUCCAUAAGGGGAGGGUACAAAUUUUAUAGCCAGUUAGGUCAGCUUCUACCCCUGUAUUUCACCCCAAUUUGCAGCACCUUACAGUCUCUUUCAAGAGCUCCAAACCCUUCCCCACUUGCCCCCAAGAAUCAUUAUAAAGACAUGGAUGCUGUCAAACUUUUAUUUUAAACAAGCACUCAAUACUGCUAUACCAGUGACAUCAAGAGUAUAAGUGAAUGACAGACUGGGAUUCCCAUUUCAUUGCGCUUAAAGUGUAGAGUGAUGAGGACACAAUGUGCCACAGCAAAUACCUACAGCAGAUUUAGCCACUGAAUAACAGAUGUCAUAUUUUCACUAGCAGAACAUCUAUUUCACUGUAGGAUCAUAUAGAUAGUUGACUAUAUCAAGUUGGCAUACUAACAGCUUAUUAUAUGAUGGAAUAAUGAUAAGGCUCACAUUUAUGCACUCAGAUUCUUGCUGUGUAAGAUUUGUCAGAUACACACAAUACUUUCACGAGAUUUUCUGGAGAGUUCAGAGGAUGUACCUUGAUGGUUGGUUUAAUAUUGUUGUGAACAGAGAACAUAAUUUUGGGGAAGUAACUAAAGAAGGGGAUAUUAAAGCAGUCUUAAGUCCAUAUGAAAUCUUGCACUGUAUUAUAAUAUUUAUUAAAUGUUCAGUUAUUUGUUAACAUUGUUCAGCAAGCCAAAGGUGAAUGUGCAUCUUUCCAACACUAGAAAACUUUACAAUGAGAGAAAAUUUUAUUGAACUUGCAAUUUAGAAUUUUGUUUAUAUUGUAUGAAACCUUUUAAAACAUUUACUAGAGAUAUAACAAAUAUAAAUAUGAUCUAGGAUGUAUGUCAAGACUAAUUGUUUCCCCUUGCAGUUUAAUUCCCUAUAUUUUCAGCAAUCAAAAAUCUACGUUAUUGAAAAUGACUGGCUCAGAAAUGGUUGGUCAUGAAUGUAAUCUAUUAUUUUAGUUUCCAAAUUAGAUCAACUUUGAUAGUGGUAUAGUUCGUUGAAUUUUCCUGCUGCUCAUUGCUGCCGAUGACACUCAAAAUAUUUACCACCAAUAACUGGUAAAUUAAGAUGUAUUUUCACACCUUUGCCCUUGUACAUAAGCCAAAUAAAUACAAUUAAAU